Kluyveromyces lactis is the source of this 1191-nucleotide messenger RNA. RefSeq lists its product as uncharacterized. Lineage: Eukaryota; Fungi; Ascomycota; Saccharomycetes; Saccharomycetales; Saccharomycetaceae. Gene Ontology annotation, molecular function: protein dimerization activity. The transcript has a single exon. Bases 1 to 1191 code for a protein of 396 amino acids. The record is from RefSeq and is a predicted model, not a curated record.
AUGCCUUUGUCUGAUUAUGCAUACGCAAACGAUAAAAGGACGGACGAUCAAGUACCCGGACAUGUAUCAGGAUCUGUUCCAGGACCAGGAAGCCAAUUGAGUCCUUUGGUGUCCUCUUCUAAUGCAUUGAUGAACAGCGAUCAAUUGGCUUCUGUUCAGCAGCAGCAGCAGCAGCAGCAGCAGCAUCCAAAUACCUACAGCAACCAGAACAACAACACCGCUGCUGGUGUUCCCUUUUCCAAUCUGCCGCAGAAUACAUAUAAGGUGACAAAAGCCUCAGGGCCCAACGCCAAUACUGGCGUUGGAAACAACCCGAACGCUGUGUUUAACGCUGCAGUGACUGGGCUUCCCGUGCUCCCUGCGAUCCCAGGAUUUACGAACCACGGUGCGUUAAUGACUCCAUUGGCUCCCACGGUUUCUGGUGGUGGUGGUGCUGCUGUGAACCAUUCGGGGAACACCUCCUCGGGUCAUAACGAUAGUGAGAAAAAGUAUCGGAACAACAUUAACACUCAUUUCCAGUUUUUGAGAAACUCGGUACCGACACUUCGAUGGUGUGACGAUAACUCUAUUCCUGUGGAAUCGCUAGAAGGGUUGGCUCCACCUUCGAAAGUCAACAAGGUUCAAAUUUUGUCAAAAUCUCAUGAGUACAUCAAACAUUUGGAACGCAAGAACAGUCUGCUGCAACAGGAAAAUGAACAGUUGCGGAUGCAGUUGGCUCAGUUCAUGCCGGGCCAUCACAACAGUCCUGGAUCUCCAAACAUGAACCACAAUUCCAUAAUGGUCCCUAAACAGCAUCAGCAGCCGCAACAACAGUCGCAACAGAAACAGCAACAGCAACGGCAGCAACAGCAACGGCAGCAACAGCAGCAGCAACCACAACAAAGUAAUAUCCAACCCCAGUACCAGGGGAAUUUACAAGGCUCACAAAGUCAUUCGGUGACUCCUCCUUCAUCCACUAAGCCUUCAAUUUCGUCGGGUCCUUUCUACCGCCAACCGGGGCAGGUUCAAGGAGCACACCCAUCACAAGGCCAGGGAUUAAUUCAGAGUCAUGGGCAAGGUCCAUCUCAACAGCAUUCAAUGUACGCAAUUCCUCCCGCACCAAUGCAUAACCAUCCUUCACAACAGAAUUAUCAAUUCAUGAAAUAUCAAAGUUACUAUCAACAACCACCCCACCAAAACCUGGAUGAAUAA